CGGCGCUCCCUCGACUCCCCCCGUCACCUCGCUCGCCCAUUCCUCUGCCCACCAUCGUAGGCCCUCGCUUUCAGCAUCUACACCCUAAAUUCGCAACUCUCCUCUGCCGCCUCCCUCCCGGCUCGAUUUCCUCUCCCUUUGAUUUUGUGCGUUUGCGCAUCCUUCUAUUCUCUUCACGCAAUACCCUUCCUUUGUUGCAACACAAUAGUCUCCUUGUACUCUUUUUUAAUUUCUAAACCCUGCCUAUUUCUGCUUCUCCACGACACCCGCUCUCGACCUGCUCAAAUACCGUCGCAAAAGUGCAGCCGUUGGCCGAUUAGAUCCAGCAGACGAACAAUGUAUUAAGACCCACGAACUCUUCAUACAAGAUAGCAACAAGACCAUCUCGAUAUACACCAACACUAUAUUCACCGCCGCAUAGACGAUACACCCAAGAUGAUGGCGACCGAGAGCCCAGUCCCGGUACCGGCUCCCUCCACCAGGGGUGUUACCGGGAGGACAAGAGCUAAAACAAGAAUGAACUCCAACGGAUACCAUCCAGCAAACGCGCCAGUACCUCUGAGCGCCAUGUCCAACAACGCCUUAGAUAUGACAUCCGUGGAACGCCGCGGCCAACCUACAGCUGUUCGCGAGCCAGUGCGAAAGACGACACGGCCUCACGGCAUUACCGACGCUCCUACAUAUUGCCCGACAGAGGAGGAAUGGCGCGAUCCUGUUGAAUACCUCAAGAAGAUCGAAGCUGAAGCCUCCCAAUAUGGUAUCUGCAAAAUCAUUCCGCCUGAUUCGUGGAAUCCAGACUUUGCCAUUGACACAGAGAAAUUCCACUUCAGAACACGCAAACAAGAGUUGAAUUCUGUCGAAGGCAGCACUCGCGCAAAUUUGACGUACUUGGACGGCUUGUCCAAGUUUCACAAACAGCAAGGUAAUAACCUCCACCGCUUGCCAUAUGUUGACAAAAAGCCUUUGGAUCUUUACCGACUCAAAAAGGCAGUCGAGACGCGUGGCGGCUUUGACAAUGUCUGCAAACUCAAGAAAUGGGCAGAGAUUGGUCGUGAUCUUGGAUAUAGUGGCAAGAUCAUGUCGUCGCUGUCCACCUCGCUCAAAAACUCAUACCAGCGCUGGCUUUGCCCAUAUGAAGAUUACCUCCGCUUGGCCAAACCAGGUGUGCACCAGCAACUGGAGCAGGAGCAUGGUGGUCCAUACACCCCAAGCCCAAGUCAAACACCCAUGAAGCGAUCUGCUGCCAAUACUCCUGCCGCUGGGAAAGAAGAUUCCCCCGUUCGUCAGGCUACAGAUGCUCUGACUUCCGAACUGAAGAAGGAAUCUGAUGCAGAUGUUGCCAUGGCUGAUGCGCCACCAGUGAACGGUGCAGCGUCCGGCUUUAAGGCUAUUAAUGGUGGAGGCUUCACCGCUGUCAAUUCUGGCUUUAAAAGUAUCAACAGAGAUGCCAAGAGUUCAACUCCUGACGCAGCAGCGUCAGAGAAACACAGCACGCCUCCAGUUACGAAAUCCGAAGAAGGAUCUGGGCUGGCACCAACCGCCACUAUCAAGCGCAGAUCUAGUGUCGAAGAUGCUGAUACUAAGGAGGCGGAUGGCGAUGCGGUAAAAGAAGAUGAGGACUCAGGCAAGCGCCGCAGCAAGCGCGUCCGUAAGGAAAACGUGCCAACCGUCACUGGAUCGCAUAUUUCCCAGUUCAAGCCAACAACCCCACUCACUCCUCGGGAGCCUGCUAUCUCAUCUGGAGAAAUCUGCGAUGCCUGUGGGCAGGGUGAUGACAUCGGUUUUGUAGCUACCUGCGAUUCAUGCGACAACUCUUAUCACGGCUCUUGCCUUGAUCCACCAGUCACGCGCAAACCUGAUGGCGAGUGGAAUUGCCCGCGUUGCCUUGUUGGUGAUGGUGAGUUUGGGUUUGAAGAGGGCGGCCUGUACUCGUUGAAGCAAUUCCAGCAAAAGGCCAACGACUUCAAACAAGGCUACUUUGAAAACAAAAUGCCAUACGAUAGCGCCUUGAAGUGCCAUCGGCCUGUCACUGAAGAGGACGUCGAGAAUGAAUUCUGGCGUCUCGUCGCAGACCUGGAAGAAACCGUCGAGGUGGAAUACGGCGCAGAUAUCCAUGUAACAACACACGGAUCCGGAUUUCCCACUGUCGAGAAGCAGCCCAACAACCCUUACUCAACGGACCCUUGGAACUUGAAUGUUCUUCCUUUCCACCAUGAGAGUCUCUUCCGACAUAUCAAGUCUGAUAUAUCCGGUAUGACUGUACCCUGGGUGUACGUCGGCAUGAUAUUCUCUACUUUCUGCUGGCACAAUGAAGACCACUACGCCUACUCUGCAAACUACCAACAUUUUGGUGCUACCAAGACUUGGUACGGUAUCCCAGGAGAAGACGCAGAAAAGUUUGAGAAUGCCAUGAAGGAAGCCGUUCCAGAAUUGUUUGAAACUCAACCAGAUCUCCUCUUCCAACUAGUCACAUUGUUGACUCCGGAGCAGUUGAAAAAGGCCGGUGUUCGUGUUUACGCCGUUGACCAGCGCGCGGGUCAGCUUGUCAUCACAUAUCCUCAGGCUUAUCAUGCCGGGUUUAACCACGGCUUCAACUUCAACGAAGCUGUCAACUUCGCGCCUGCUGACUGGGAACCAUUCGGUCAGGCCGGAGUGGAGAGACUCCAAGUUUUCCGACGCCCCCCGUGCUUCUCUCACGACGAGCUUCUUUGCACUGCCGCCGACGGAGUCGUUGCAGGCCUGAAUAUCCAGACAGCCAAGUGGCUAUCACCAGCUUUAGUUCGUAUCCGAAAGCGUGAGCUGGAGCAACGUGACCACUUUGUCAAGCAACAUCUCUCAGCCAAGCCACACGCAUGCCAAUGGUUUUCUGAUGAGAAGGGUGAGGGUGAAUGCUCACUAGAUUUCAAGGUCGAUGAUCAAGAAGUCGUAAACGAGGAUGAGCAAUGCUGUAGCUACUGCAAGUCUUUUGCUUUCCUUUCGAGGUUUAUUUGCCAGCAGUCUGGCAAAGUCCUCUGCAUUCUCCAUGCUGGUUCACAUCCUUGCUGCGACGAAACUGAGGAAAACAGGUUCUUAGGCAAAGGCCACACGCUCAUUUAUCGCAAGACGGCCGAAAUGAUGGAGUCAACCUAUCAAAAAGUCAUCGAAAAAGCCCAUACUCCCGAAGUAUGGGAACAAAAAUACGAGAAGCUUCUCGACGAGGAGAUAACGCCAUCCUUGAAAUCCUUACGUGCUCUUCUACAUGAAGGCGAACGUGUUCCGUAUGAUCUCCCUUCCCUACCGGUCUUAAAAGAAUUUGUCGACCGUUGCAAUGAUUGGGUAGAAGAGGCGACUAAUUACAUUGUUCGAAAGCAACAAAACCGACGCAAAAACGAGAAAGCGUGGCAGAGCGGAAUGAGAAAAUCCAUCGGAAGCUCCCAGCAAGACCAAAAAGAACGCGAAUCGCGAAACGUUAGCAACAUCUACCGACUUCUACGAGAAGCCGACCACAUCGGAUUCGACACGCCAGAAAUCGCCCAGCUGCAAGAACGAUCUGCCGCUAUCAAAGAAUUCCAAAUUAACGCAUCCAAGGCUCUCGAAAAGACCAGCACACUGUCGGCUGAAAUGAUUGAAGAACUUAUCGAAGAAGGCCGAGGUUUCAACGUUGAUACCCCCGAAGUUGAUCGACUUGCGCGAGUGCUUGACCAGCUACGUUGGAAUGAAAAGGCCCGAACCAGUCGAGGAAUCUAUCUUGCUCUUAAUGACGUUCAGGAACUCAUUGACGAAGGCAAACGACUAGAAAUUCCUUCGUACAAUGAUCAUUUCAAAUUCUACUGUGAUCAGCUGUCAGCCGGCCAGGCGUGGGAGACCAAAGCGAGGGAACUUAUUCAUGCGGAAUUUGUUCACUAUCCUCAACUGGAAGCCUUGUCCAGUCAAGCCCAGGCUGGGGCUCUGCCCGUCUCACGCGCAACUUUGGCUGAGAUUGACCAAAUCUUGCACAAGCAGCGAGAGGCUCACAAGCAGAUUAUUGACAUUACUGAGCGCAGCCGACUUCCCGACAUCCAGGAUCGGCCCAAAUACAAUGAGGUUCUUGAACUUACCAAGAAGCUGGAGGCUCUCAAUUCAAAGCCCAACGGAACAAUUGAGCUUGAAAAUGAGCGAAAGCGUCACGAGGACUGGAUGAGGAAGGGCAAGCGUCUGUUUGGCAAGUCCAAUGCGCCUCUUCAUAUCUUGCGCAGUCAUCUUGAAUAUGUUUUGGAGCGCAACUCAAACUGCUUCAAUUUCGACAAUGACACUCCCCGCUUGCCUGGUGAGCCGGUGUCGCGCGAGGUCACACCUGAUCAGAACGAUAAUCGAUUUGAGGAUGGCAAGCAGCGCCAAGUAUUUUGCAUUUGCAGAAAAAUAGAGGCCGGCAUGAUGAUUGAGUGUGAGCUCUGUCAUGAGUGGUACCAUUACAAGUGUCUCAAGAUUGCUCGUGGCAAGGUUAAGGAAGACGACAAAUACACGUGCCCUAUUUGCGACUGGCGAAUGAAGAUCCCACGAGAUGCGUCGCGGCCAAAGAUUGAAGACCUUUUGGCUUUGCAAGACGAGAUUGCAACUCUUCCUUUUCAACCUGAAGAAGAAGAUAUCCUUGCAAGCAUCAUUAACAAUGCGCAGACGUUUAGAGAUCGCAUUGCUAGAUACUGCAACCCCGUCCUUUCAACCAAGGCUGAAGCGGAAACUCAGCGAUUCUACUUGCGCAAACUGGAAGGUGCCGAAGUUCUGCUUGCCUAUGAAACAAACUUCUUCCGCCAGGAGCUUCACAAGUGGUACCCAGUUGCUCCGGAAGCGCCCCCAAUUCUGGAAGUAUCGUUGAGUACUAGAAAGCCUCGGCCUACCAAGCUGCAAAAGAUGCUGGUGGAAUACGGUGUCGACAACCCUGAUGACCUGCCCGAACAUGCCAAGGGCAAAGCCAAUAGUCUCAGAAGAAAAGCCGCGAAUGCUGAGGCUGCAGCCCAAGCAGCUCAAGCGGGUAACAGACCAUUGAUGCCGCCUUCAGCAGAUGGAUCAUAUGGUCCUGGCCUACUAUCUGGCGAAGGGCGCACUGACGACGGUGACAGCCACAUGCAAGGCGACAUGGAUGAUGACAACGACUCUCAGCAUGAUGGUGAUAGCACUAUGCAUGAUAGUAUUGCCAUGAGCUCCGGGCCCCGGCUUCAUGUAAACAACGCAAAUCUCACGUUUGAAGAGCGACUGCUUCAAGGAGAUGAAGACUUGGAUCUGCAUUCUGAAGCCGGAAAGGCUAAAGCUCUUGAAAUCCUAGACCGCACUGCCGAUGGGCGUAAGCAAGCUGAAAGAAUUUACGGGCCAGAUGUCUGGGAUAUUGCCAAGGGUGUGCGACCCAACCGCGAAGAACCUGAUGCAUCAGUUUCUGCUGGCGUCGAGAAGGAGGAUGAAAAGACGAACAAGAUCUUUGAGGAAAUGACAAACCAAGACGAAGAGGAGCAGACGAAGACUGUCAAGGGUGCCGACGAAAACACGGUAACAGCUGAGUCUCUGGAGCACGAGAGAAAUGAUUUAGAUGCCAUGAUUGAUGGCGAAUAGUUGGUACAAGGAGCGCGGACAUGAUAUCAUUGUUGGGGGGAAUGGCGUUGAAUUUUUGCUAGAAUUGGAGGCGGUUUGCUUCGGAGUAUUUCGGGUCUAUGUAUUAGUAUAUCCAGUGUUCAAUUACUAUAAUCAAUGUUGUUUACUUUUUUCCUCUUU
Messenger RNA from [Torrubiella] hemipterigena, 5718 nucleotides. The record is from the annotation of a GenBank genome assembly. NCBI's taxonomy places the organism in Eukaryota, Fungi, Ascomycota, Sordariomycetes, Hypocreales, Clavicipitaceae.